UGAUUCAGGUUGGGUCUGUGAUAGAGUGGAAACUCCAAAUCCAAAACCUCAGUGUGUCUCUCCUCUCUCCCUCCAGAGUCCAGACUGUCAAUCAUCACUCGCCAGAUCACAAAGGGGAGGCGGAGUAUUUCAAAAUCCCUAAAAACCCCCCAUCUUAAUCCGCAGCAUUUUUCGAAUUCGGCCGCUAUAAUUAUUGCAGGGGGAAUUAAUUACUGGAAGGUUUUACUCUAUAUCCGUGUGUAAAUGCGAUGAACAGUGCUGCCUGCAAGUUUAAAAAUUCCGAUUCGUUUCCAGGGUAGCUGCGGCGGCUCUUUGCUUCUGGUUUUUUGAUUUUUUGGUGCUGGUGUUCUUUCGCUGAAUGGCUAAGCGCGUGCACGAGGUUUGGAAGGGGAACAAUAUCUUUUUUCUUGGUGGUAGGUUGAUAUUUGGCCCUGAUGCAAGGUCAUUGCUUCUCACCUUGUUGUUAAUAACUGUCCCAGUUGCUAUAUUUUGCGUAUUUGUUGCAAGGCAUCUUCGUCAUGAGUUUCCAUCCUACAAUGCGGGAUAUGCAAUUAUGAUAGUUGCUGUGAUCUUCACUGUUCAUGUGCUGGUGCUGCUUCUUCUAACUUCAGCUCGAGAUCCUGGAAUUGUUCCCCGCAAUUCACACCCACCAGAAGAAGAAUUUCGUUAUGAGAGUGCAGCAUCAAUGGAGGCUGGUGGUCGGCAGACACCUAGCCUUCAGUUCGCUCGAACAAAAGAAGUGAUUGUUAAUGGGCUACCUGUCCGUGUUAAAUAUUGUGAUACAUGUAUGCUAUACCGUCCGCCUCGUUGCUCACAUUGUUCUGUCUGCAACAACUGCGUGGAGCGUUUCGAUCAUCACUGUCCCUGGGUUGGCCAGUGCAUAGGAUUGAGAAACUAUCGCUACUUCUUUUGUUUCGUCUUUUCGGCAACACUUCUUUGCAUCUAUGUGUUUGCUAUAUCUGCCUUCUACAUCAAGUUUCUAAUGGAUGAUCAUGACGGUACUGUGUGGAGGGCUAUGAAAGAAUCACCAGCAUCAGUGAUUUUGAUGGCCUAUUGUUUUAUAGCCUUAUGGUUUGUCGGCGGGCUCACUGGCUUUCACCUUUACCUUAUAAGCACAAAUCAGACCACCUACGAGAACUUCCGUUACAGAGCUGACAAUAGACUCAAUGUCUACGAUCGUGGUUGUUUUAAUAAUUUUCUCGAAGUAUUCUGUACAAAGGUGAAGGAUUCGAGGAACAACUUCCGAGCUUUAGUACAAGAGGAACCCCAGAGGCCUCCUAUGGCAACCCCCCGGGAUGCUGGAGCUGAGGAUGUGGGAGACGAUCGGCGGGUGAAGGUGGAAGAUGAUCUAGACAUUGGUGGGGAUCUUCUGAAAAUCUCACAGCGCCAUAACAUUGAAGAUAUCGACUCAGACAUUCGGAGUAGAGGGAGCGACGUGCCUCAUCAUAAUUCAUCCGAGGCUGAUUCCGCCUUAGGUUCUGACAGACGGACUGUGCAGUCGAAUUGGGGGCAAAGUGGGAGCUGGGAAAUUGCGAAUGAUGCUGCUCCAAAAGAAGCACACCAAUGAGAUUUGGGAGGGAAGACUAGUCGGGGCAAGAUCUGCUCAAGUUUAUUACCCGUUUUUAGGCUGAAUUUUGUGAUCCCCAUAUUCUUCUCUUGUCUAGUACUUGGAUUUGUUCUGAUUUUCCCUUUUCUAUAUUUUUGUGAAAUUAGUAAACUACAAAGCCUAUGUAAUUGUGCUGUGCUGGGGAAAAUGUCCCUUUUCUUCUUGUA
Molecule: messenger RNA, 1773 nt
Organism: Andrographis paniculata
Lineage: Eukaryota; Viridiplantae; Streptophyta; Magnoliopsida; Lamiales; Acanthaceae
Product: protein S-acyltransferase 8-like
Exons: 6
Coding region: 359-1567 (402 amino acids)
Biological process (GO): peptidyl-L-cysteine S-palmitoylation; protein targeting to membrane
Cellular component (GO): endoplasmic reticulum; Golgi apparatus
Molecular function (GO): protein-cysteine S-palmitoyltransferase activity
Source: RefSeq, a predicted model, not a curated record